AUGGAAAGGAUGCUCCGAGUAAAUGUUGGACUCAGUGCAGAAUCCAAGAGCGGCAUCGUUGUCGAUGGUGCCACCACAGUAGCAAAGCUGCGGCGGAAGAUUCAGGCUGCGUGGAUCACCAGCUCCUGCGUCUCGUCCGCACACAGGUCCGAAGUGGCGCCGGAGGUGUUCUACUGUGAUGGCAUCGACGUGACCGUUCUCAGACGGUGUAGCGAGGCGCAGGCAGAGUGGCUAGACAUGCUGGAGCGGGGCGAUGAGUCAGCGCGCGCUGGACUUUUUUCAGGCGUGGCCAGAGAUCUACAGGAGCUCUGCGAUUUCAACCGCCUCUCCCGUUUCAGACACGUGCUUCAAGAGCAGCUUGAGUUGCAAGGCCACACGUGCCCCGUUUGCGAGUACACCUUCUUCACGAGCGAUGCCCCUUUACGCAUCCUGGCGUGUGGCGGAGUGAAGUUUGACGAGACCUUUCUCUUGAUGGCCUUGGAGAUCAACAACCCUGCCGCGGAGGUCCACACUCCCAUACUGCUGUAUGGGGCGAGGGAGCAGAUCCAGGCCAAGCUGGACUUGGCAAAGAUGCUGGCAGGAAACCCUCGCGUAGACCCCCUGGUGCUGGCUGAUGUCGCGCCGCGGGUCUUGCAUGACCGCGAAUUCUUGCUAAUUGCUGCACGAAGGAGUGGAGCCAUUUUGCAGAUGGCUGCCCCCGAGUUGCAGCAGGAUUUGGAGUUGGUCAAGGCCUGCGUCAUGCAGUCUGGCAGUGCGCUGCGGUUCGUAGCUCCUGAGCUCAAAGCCAACAAGGACAUUGUUCUCCGCGCAGUUGGGAACAGUGGCCUCGCCCUCGAGCACGCUGCGUGGGAGCUGAGGGAUGAUGAGGAGGUUGUGCAAAAUGCCGUGCGCUGCACGGGCCUAGCCCUGGAGUUUGCCUCCACCAGGCUCAAAGCGCUUCGCAAGAUUGUCUUGGAGUCCGUGAGCCAGGACGGUUGUGCAAUUAUGUUUGCAACUGAGGCACUGAAGGAUGACAUAGACAUAGUCAGUCGAGCUGUACAGGUUUCAGGCCAGGCCCUGAAGCAUGUGUCGGCGCGUUUGCGCAACUCGCGCGAGGUGGUUGUGCUCGCGGCCCGCCAGCAUGCCCAAUCUUUGCAGCACGCCUCGCCGGAGCUUCGGUCAGAUCUGGGCACUGUGAUCGACGCAGUGUCUGCAAGCUUCAAGGCCUUCGAGUUUGCAAGCCCGGAACUUCGAGCUGAAGCAAAGGUAAUCCGUUGUGCGGCGAAGCAACUGCUGUCUACACACGGCAUCAUCGUCCGCUCUGACGCUGAGUUGCCACAAAUCAUAGAAACCAAUGUCCUGCUCGUCUCGAAGGAGUCCGGCCAGCAUUUACUGGCUGCUCUUCAGACCGGUCUUCUUACAACGAGGACGUUUGGUUUAGCUGUCGUGCGCCAUGAUCCCCAGCUGUAUCGGCGACUGGAGGAGCAUGUCAAGGCAGACAAGGAGGUAUCCUUAGAGGCCGUGAAGCGGCUUCCCGACUUGUUUCCAGAUAUGCCCUUCCGGACUCGAAAUGUGCUGGAUGUGCAGGUGGCGGCAGUCAUGCAGAAACCUGAGAUGCUCAGCUUUGUCUUGCCGACGGAUGUCACCCGCGUGCAGAGAGCUGUGGCUCAGGCGAGACAUCAGGGCUACAAGCCAGUCCCAGUGCUGGCACAAUGA
Molecule: messenger RNA, 1695 nt
Organism: Symbiodinium natans
Lineage: Eukaryota; Dinophyceae; Suessiales; Symbiodiniaceae
Source: the annotation of a GenBank genome assembly